Messenger RNA from Aspergillus melleus, 342 nucleotides. RefSeq lists its product as uncharacterized. Lineage: Eukaryota; Fungi; Ascomycota; Eurotiomycetes; Eurotiales; Aspergillaceae. The coding region runs from base 1 to 342 and encodes 113 amino acids. The record is from RefSeq and is a predicted model, not a curated record. The transcript is spliced from 2 exons.
AUGCAGUUCACCACUCUUCUCAAUCUUGCCCUCCUUGCCACCAGUGGCUUUGCCUACUCAAACAACUGUCAGGGCUCAAGCGUGGACGUCAAACUCAGCGAUUGCAAAGCCGCUCUUGCCCGGAUUGACAAGGGAAAGACCUACGUCGACCAAGCCCAGUUCUCGGUUCGAAACUGCUACAUGAUCUAUGCGACUAAUGGCUCCGGCCGCCACCCUAUUAAGGGCCAAUACAUUUGGGACACGGCCAAUUCGAUCAUAAACAGCUGUGGCAAGCACAAGGGAAGCUUCGGAACCAACAACAACUGCGACAAAUGCCACGUUACCGUCAACUACAGAGCUUGA